UACAUACAAAUACUAGGAAAAACAUAAACAAUACGUGAGUACAGUACAGGUUGAAAAUACAAAGAAAAUGUUUCCACAGUGGCAAUUCAAAAAGUGCCCCAAAACAAGGCCAAGCCAACUACUCUCUUCCUCUCCCUCUCUCAUGGCCUCUCUCUCCUCUUCAUUCCUCUCCAAUCCUCGUUCUCUCCGCUCCCCUAAUCCAAACCCUAAUCCCAAUACCCACCUCCCAAUUCGAACCCUCAAUUUUCUCGCCAAAGCCUCGUCACAGGACCCGAAACUCACCACUGACCCACCACCGGAAAAGAAGUCGUUUGCGGUGGCCACCGGUGAGCUUUUUCUCGGAAUAGCGUCGCGGAUAAUUAAGAAGCGCGGAGAAGAAUCGGCGAAUGGUUCGGUUACAAUGUUUAAGGAUGAUUUGGAGAGGGAAAAGGAGAGGGAGAGAGAAUUUUCGUGGUUUUGGAAGAGAAGGAAAGAGGGGAUAGCGACGGUGUUGGAGGACCCGGUUCAGCCGGAGGUGGUUUGGGAGCAGAGUUUGAAGGAUGUGGAGGCGGAGAGGGGUCGCAAGGUGGUGUCAAGCCCUGGGUUUAGUUUUUCUGCUGCUGGGCUUUUGUUUCCUUACCAUCUCGGGGUUGCUCAGUUUCUUAUCGAGAAGGGUUAUAUAAAGGAGACCACACCAUUGGCUGGUUCAUCAGCUGGUGCUAUUGUGUGUGCAGUGAUUGCAUCUGGAGCCAGUAUGCAAGAGGCCUUACAGGCCACCAAAAUCUUGGCUGAAAAUUGUCGGCUUAAAGGGACUGCAUUUCGCCUUGGGGCUGUUCUCAGAGAUGUUCUUGACAAGUUUCUACCAGAUGAUGUUCAUACGAGGUCCAAUGGGAGGGUUCGUAUUGCUGUAACACAGAUACUUUGGAGGCCUAGAGGCUUAUUGGUUGACCAGUUUGAUUCAAAAGAAGAUCUCAUCAAUGCAGUCUUUACUUCUUCCUUCAUUCCUGGAUAUCUUGCACCAAGGCCAGCAACAAUGUUUCGAAAUCGACUUUGUAUUGAUGGGGGUUUGACAUUGUUUAUGCCUCCAACAUCUGCUGCUCAAACGGUUCGUGUCUGUGCUUUUCCAGCCAGUCUGUUGGGAUUCCAGGAGAUUGGGAUAAGUCCCGACUUGAACCCAGAAAAUAGGGCAAGUCCUCGAGAGCUUUUUAAUUGGGCACUUGAGCCAGCAGACGAUUAUAUUCUUGAUAAGCUCUUUAAGCUAGGAUACUUAGAUGCAGCCGCGUGGGCUCAGGAGAACCCCGUCGAUGAAUUAGUUCGAGACGAAAGCCCCUGCAUGGAAAAUGGAGUGGCACACUAGUUCAUUGAAAAGGUUAAUAUGAUCCAGUUCAGCAUUGUAGAUAGAUGAAAUGGUGUGGUGAUUUCUCACCACCUAUGUAUUGGCCUCAAGCUCCAGCCAUUGGCCACCCUUGCGGUCGGAGAGAACAACUGUAGGACAGCUUGUCUAAAAGCCAUGCUGGUCAGACUUGCAGAAAAUGAUUUUGAAGAAUAGUGAAGGAAUACAAUACAUUCUUAUACGUAUUGUAUAAGAAUACAUUCUUAUACGUAUUUUUUUUUGAUCCAAUACAUUCUUAUACGUUGUAACCUACGAAAAUGUACUUAAAUAAA
Ilex paraguariensis (yerba mate) is the source of this 1644-nucleotide messenger RNA. Lineage: Eukaryota; Viridiplantae; Streptophyta; Magnoliopsida; Aquifoliales; Aquifoliaceae. The record is from the annotation of a GenBank genome assembly.